GGCGGCCGGGCGCACCCAUCGGGCGCAUCUCUCAAAGGAAACCGUCGCAGGUUUCGAUGCAAAUACGUACCGGAGCGGCUGCUGAACUCUGUUUCAUUUUAUAUAGAAAAUCCACACAGAGAAGAACCAGUGACGGUAGAUUUUUGACAGUUUAAGUCUUGGCCAUGGAGGGGAGGAUUUCUACCUUGACUCUGCUGUGUCUGAUGUUGUCAGGUGUUGGUUCCGUCACUGUGGACAUCCCAAAGGAUCUUUAUGAGUAUGCCAGGGGUGACAACAUCACACUGCCCUGCACCUUUAUACCCAAACCCGGCUUCACCCCAACCCUAGUCAUCAUCUCAUGGUCUGCUGAAGAGAGCCUGAUCCUCACUCAUUAUUAUCCUGUGGGUAAUACUGACAUCACAUCGUUGUAUGAAGGUCGGGCGUCCUUGGAUGUAGACGUUAAACAGGGAAAGGCCAACCUCAAACUGUCUUCCAUCAAACUGGCAGACAACGUAAAUUUUGAAUGUCGUCUCCAGAUCCCAAGAGAUGAUGAGGGCAAGCGGGCCGACAGGGCACGUUUGGUUGUUCUAGUGGCUCCAUCUAAGCCCUUGUGUAAAAUCCAGGGUAAGACAGAGUACGGCCAGAACAUCAACCUGACAUGUUUGUCUGAGGAAGGCUCCCCGACACCCACUUAUAAGUGGGAAAGUCGAGAUGUCAGGAACAUGCCUCGCAUUCGAGACCCCAGAACCACUGACAAGGGAGGCAUUCUGUCUCUAUACAAUAUCUCCAAAGAAACAUCAGGAUACUACAUCUGCACCUCAAGCAACAAGAUCCGCUCUGCUACCUGCAACAUCACCGUUGCUGUCAUGCCACCUUCCAUGAACAUUGGCUCCACUGCUGGAAUCAUUGGUGGAGUUGUCUUUUUGAUCAUACUCUUACUCAUCAUCGGCAUCUGUUGCUUCUGCUGCCGGAAAAAGAAGAAAGAGGAGGAAUACGCCAUGAGAGUUCGUGAGGAAGAGUACAGUGACAAAGAGCCAACAAGAAAUGGUGAGGGUCGCCAUGCCGAUUGGCAAGAGGACAUACAAGGUAAUAAAGACUCCAGGGCGAGGAGCCCUGUGGAGCAGAGUGACCGCUACGAUGAACGGAGCGAGCGUGACUAUGACCGCCGCAGAGACUACGACGAUCGGCGCAGCGACUAUGAUGACCGACGCAGCGACUACUCCGACCGCCGUGACAAGUACAGUGACCGCCACGAGCGCUACGACGGGGAACGCCGCUACGACGACGAUCGACGCUACGAUGACCGCAAAGACCGUGGUUAUGAUGAUGACCGCUAUGAUGAGCCCUAUGAUGAUCGUGAACGUGACAGACCACCCCUGCCAGCCAAUAAGCCACCGAGGAGGGACUAUGACGACUAAGGCCUUCAACAAAUAUUAAUCACCAUCUUCCAUAUUUUAUUUUUUAUUUUUUUUAUCUCCAGUGACUUUAGUGUCUAAUUACUGCCUCUAUGGAUCUUGAUGUGACACAAAUGUAACACCCCAACCAUACUAGAGUACAAUCUCUCAUUCUGUUUUUUAGAGGUAGAACCAUGUUAACAGUUGAAUUCAUUGUGAGGAUUAAUUGAGGAAGGGCAGGGAACCCAAAAUGGCGUCCACAAAGUCUGUCUGAUCCAUUUUAAACAGGGAGUGGGUGGGUGGGUGGGGUCAACAGUUACAAGCUCUCUGGUUCAGGUAUAAACAAUGCCCAGGGCACAAACUGUACUUUAGUUGUGUACCAAAACUCACGUCAAACAAAUGAUGGGAACUGGACAAACAUUUUUGAGAUUCCUGUGCAGAGAUAAAAUGUUUUUUCAUGUUAUUUGUGUAAUCCAGAAAUCAGUUGGCAUUUUAACUUUAAACUCUAUGUUGGCAUUGUCACAUACGAAUACAAAGCCUUAUGUCUGUCUGUGUGUCUGUCUUGGAUUCUUCAGGUGUUGGCUGUAACUGGUGGUAGUUUGUUUUUUUAGGAAGCUGCCUCGACACUAAGAAGGGCUUCAGUUUUUUUGUAAUUCUUUGUUUUAUCGUAUAUACCUUUUUAUUUUCUCAUUGAGUUAGGUACUGCAUCCUUGUGUACAUAGCCAUUGAAUCAGUUUUAAUUUUAGUACUACAACUUCUUCUGAUUGUUGAGUUAGAUAAUGUCUCCACAAGAACUCUCAGGGUUUUUUUUUUUUUUUUUUUUCAUCUAAAAUUCAAAUUCAAAUUUUUUUUUAAUACAGCUUACCUUUAACAUGCAAAAUAGAUCAUCAAAUGUUUCCCUGCCAUGUUGUUUCUGUUGAAACGAAAAUAUGGAAAUAUUGUACAUAUGCUAUUAUUGUAUCGCAGCAGUGGUAAGGUUAUAUUCUGAGAUUUAUCAAAAUUUUCUGUUAUUGUGAAACAUUUUGAAAUGUACUGUAAAAAAGCUGAUGAAAUAAAAAUUAACCAAACAGCAA
This is a messenger RNA of Dicentrarchus labrax (European seabass), 2446 nucleotides long. RefSeq names its product cell surface A33 antigen-like. The record is from RefSeq and is a predicted model, not a curated record. Bases 165 to 1397 code for a protein of 410 amino acids. NCBI's taxonomy places the organism in Eukaryota, Metazoa, Chordata, Actinopteri, Moronidae. The transcript has 7 exons. Gene Ontology annotation, cellular component: plasma membrane.